Messenger RNA from Scomber japonicus (chub mackerel), 2361 nucleotides. RefSeq names its product leucine-rich repeat neuronal protein 2-like. The record is from RefSeq and is a predicted model, not a curated record. Bases 1 to 2361 code for a protein of 786 amino acids. The transcript is spliced from 3 exons. Lineage: Eukaryota; Metazoa; Chordata; Actinopteri; Scombriformes; Scombridae. Gene Ontology annotation, molecular function: protein binding. Gene Ontology annotation, cellular component: extracellular matrix.
AUGAGGCCGACUUUAGUGCUUCUACGGUCACAGUGUCUCCUGUGUGUGUUUGUUAGUGUAUGUGUGCCCGGGGUUGUGGGCUCGCUACCUCACACACUACCAUGGCACGUCUCCUGCCCGGUGCGGUGUGUGUGUCAGAUCAAGCCAUGGUUCUCACCUGAUUCUGUCUACCAGGAAGCUCCUACUGUGGACUGCAACAACCUGCUAUUGACCAAGCUCCCGUUACCCAUACCCCUAAACACACACACCUUGCGCCUGCAGAGUAACCUUAUGUCUGAACUGGACACUGCAGUGCUGCAUGGACUCCCCAACCUCACUGACCUUGACUUAUCACAGAAUCGCUUCAGCCGUGUCAGGACAAUAAUACAGAGUUCGUCCCUGCCUUCUCUGCUGUCUCUACACCUGGAGGAAAACCAUCUUAGUCACCUCCCUGACGCUUCCUUCUCCUCACUGCCAGCUUUGCAGGAGCUCUUUCUCAGUCACAACAACUUACACUCAGUAGCACCAAGAGCCUUCACAGGCCUGGAGUCCCUACUGCGUCUGCAUAUUAACAACAACAGACUCACCACCAUUGAUCCUCAGUGGUUCAUAGCUUUACCUCGCUUGGAAGUUCUCAUGCUUGGGGGAAACCCUGUAGAGGCCCUGCCUGAGCAGGGUUUCCUGGCCCUAAAAUCCCUCCGGAGUCUUGUCCUUGGUGGUAUGGGUCUGAGGGGCUUAGCUGAAAAAGCACUGGAAGGGUUGGAGGGACUGGAGAGUCUCUCCUUCUAUGAUAACCUUCUGACCAAGGUCCCCACUCAGGCCCUGAGGAGAGUGCCAGGACUGAAGUUCCUUGACCUCAACAAAAACCGCAUCAAACUGAUCGAGACAGGAGACUUUCGAGACAUGGUUCAUCUGAAGGAGCUUGGCCUGAACAACAUGGAUGAGCUGGUGUCCAUUGAGAAAGCUGCCCUGGAGAAUCUUCCAGAGCUCACCAAGCUGGAGAUCACCAACAACCCACUUCUGUCUUACAUUCAUCCACUGGCUUUCGUCCAGCUGAGGAGGUUGGAGAGUCUCAUGCUCAACUCCAACUCCCUGAGUGCUCUGCACCAGAACAUCAUGCUCUCCCUGCCGAGUCUUCAAGAGGUCAGCUUACACUCCAACCCACUCCAUUGUGACUGCCUCUUCCAGUGGGCUGCAGAGGAGGCCUCCCAUCCCCAUAUUGAUAGAGACACACAAACAGACAUACAAUCACCCCGUAUGGUGCGUUUCAUCCAACCUCAAGCCACUUUGUGCUCUGAACCCCCAGAUCUGAGAGCUCGCAGGGUGAGAGAGGUGUCCACCAGGGAGAUGUCAGCCUCCUGUCUCCCCAUGAUCACCACCAGCUCCCUCCCCUCAUACGUAGGUGUAAGAGAAGGAGGAGAACUGGUUUUGCACUGCCGAGCUCUUGCAGAUCCACAACCUGAACUUUACUGGGUGAUUCCCUCUGGGCUGAGACUUGGUCCUGCUCCAAGCCAUGCAUCUAAAGGUUUAUUAGCUCAUUCUCCCUGCAACAGCCUGACAGCCUCUGAGGGAUUCAACCACACAUCUGCCACAAGCGUCUCCUCCAGCCAUGCUCAAAAUGAUACCACCUGUAACCCUUCCAAACACUACCGGCUACUGCCUGAGGGAACUCUGGAGAUCAACAAGGUCACCCUCAGUGAGGCAGGAUUGUAUACAUGCAUUGCUGAGAAUGCUCUUGGAGCAGAUACACGCAGUGUUACUGUGGGUGUACAUGGAAGGGAAAAGAAAAGAAAGAGGGGGGUGGCUGCUAAUUUUAAGGGAUAUCCAUCACUCCAAGCAGAUGCCGGGUUCGAGGUGAGGGAAGUCGGAGAACACUUUGCUAUCCUGUCAUGGCACAGCAGGCGCAACCUCCCCUCAACUCGCUUAUCCUGGCAAGCCAUAUACUCAAAUGCACACACACCUACAUACACCACACGUAUCCUGGCUGGCACACAAAGCUUUAACUUAACGCACUUGCAGGCAGAGACAUUUUAUCAAGUGUGUCUACAUUUAGGGAUGAAUGAGGGCACCAAGCAUGCCAGCAGGAGAGCAAGAGAAAGCAGAAAGCCUCAGUGUGUUUCAUUCAGGACAAAGGAUGCACCAGAGCCACAGCCUAGCCUGCAGCUUAGCCCAGAGCUGACCUCCACAGCAGUAACACUAUUGCUCCUCGCACUUAUACUGCUGCUGCUGGCAGGCCAGGGCUGGGACACUGAGCCCGGUGAAGAGGAAGGAAAGCACAGCAGUACCUUUCUCCAGGAAAUCAAAAGUCAAAAGGCUCCAGUCAUCAGCCAAAAGACAGAAGAGAGCAGCUCAGACCCCCAGGAAAUAAGACAGAAACUCUAA